Molecule: messenger RNA, 1822 nt
Organism: Loxodonta africana (African savanna elephant)
Lineage: Eukaryota; Metazoa; Chordata; Mammalia; Proboscidea; Elephantidae
Gene: FCRL6
Product: Fc receptor like 6
Biological process (GO): cell surface receptor signaling pathway
Cellular component (GO): plasma membrane
Molecular function (GO): transmembrane signaling receptor activity
Source: RefSeq, a predicted model, not a curated record
AUGCCGCUGCCGCCCUGGAUCACGGGGAGCUGCUUGGCGCCCCCUCGGGGCCAGAUCGAGCUUGGCAGCGGCGUCUUCAGGAGCCAGUUCGCGCGGGCCCAGCCAGUUUGCGCAGGCAGCGUGGCGGCGCAGCCAGUGGAGGAAGUCCCCGGGAGGCAGUGGCUGGUCUUGCAGCGGGGAGAGUGGCGUCCCAGCCGGGACGCGCAGUCGCGGCUCAGGCACGGAGAGCUGCUCCGCUCUCCUGAGCUGACCCCGGGGCGGGGGGAGCCCACCCAGUUCACGGGAGCAGCGCACGAUGCGGCUGGAGGGACAGGGAGUCCCCGGGAGGCAGCGACUGAUUUUGGAGUCAGGACAACAAUGAAGAGCAAUGGCCAGUACAGCCGCACUGGGCAGGUGAUAUAUAUCCCACAACUGGGUGGAGAAACCAUGGGGACUGCCAUGGUUCACGUCCAAGGUAAGCCAUUAGCUGGGGGUAGAGGUGUAGAGUGCUGCUCAGGGAUGGGGGUGAAAUGUCUCCUGUUGGGGUGGGGGGCUGUGGGCUGGGAGUGCCGUCCUCGACAUCCAGAGACUUUGUUGUCCCAGGUCGCCUCUUCUGAGCCUGGGCCUGCUUCUCCUGUGCUGAGCAUUGUCCCCUCUCUUGCACCCCAUGAGGGAAGCCCAGUGACCCUAAGAUGUCAGACAAAGCUGCACCCUCAGAGGUUGGCCUCCUGGCUCCUCUUCUCCUUCCACAAGGGUCGGACCUUGCAGGGCAGGGGCCUCCACCCAGAACUAUGGAUCCCAGGAACCAAGCAGGGAGACUCUGGGUUGUACUGGUGCAACGCAGACACUGAGGGUGGCCAGGUCCAGAAACAGAGCCCCCAGAAGGAGAUCAGGGUGCAUGCACCUAUGUCUCAUCCCCUGCUCAUCCUAUGACCUGGGGACUGGCUUUUCUGGGGAGAUGUGGUGAAGCUCCUCUGUGAGCCUGAGAGGGGCUCCCCUCCCAUUCUAUACUGGUUCCACCUCAAUGGGGAGAUUCUGGAAAACCACUCGGCCCCCCGGAGCGGAGCCUUCUCCCUCUUCCUCCUGGUGACGUCAGGGCAGGACUCCAGGAACUCCUGCGAGGCUGUGAACAGUGUUUCCAGACCAAUAAGUGAGUCCAGAAAGCUCUUCCUAGGUGGUAUGCCUUGUCCCCUUAGAACCUCUGAGGCCCAGCUAGCUGGCAGGGUCAGGCCUCACUCCUCUUUGAACCUCCAAUCAUGCCUGCCACAGUGCUGGAACCAUAGUAGCCACCGUACUGACGGAGCCCUUCCUUGGACAAUGCUCAUUGUCACCCCUCCCACCCCAGAUCCUCAGGUCUUGUCCACCCCUACAAGUAGCACCUGGCUGCCUCUAAGCCUUGGUGUGAUGGUCAUCGCCUCUGCACCUCUGGGUUAUUUCAGACCCUGGAGAAAAGCAGAUCAAGCCAUGGAAGAUGAAAAGUCUGGUGAAGAUCCAGAUGUAGAGGACUCUACAGUGACAAUUAUAAAAAAAAAAAAAUUACAAUCACAGAAUGGAGGACAACCACAGAAUACUGGGAAUCAUGGCCUUACCAAGUCAAUAUACACGUUUUUGGGGGGACAUAAUCCAAUCCAUGACAGGCCCCUUCCACCUCAGAAUCCACCCCCGGCUCCAGCUGGAAAGCAGUGCCCACUGUACACCAAUGUGCAUCACCAGAGUGAGAAAGAUAAAGGUGCUAUCUACUCUGUAGUGCAUACAAUCCCAAAAAGGAGUAAAGAUGAGUGAUCUCCAGCCAAAGUGACAUCUUUGCUAAUGUCAAGGGGAAUUUCUGGGCCUACCACCACCA